AUGGCUUCUUUACGCACUCCAAUGCGGUCUUUUGCCCAAGUGCCUCGACGGUUCUACUCCGGCGCGCCUACCCCUUCCGCAAAGCUCAAUCUACCUAUUGACUACAAAACUACUCCAAUUUUACAUCACACUUCAUCCUCCUUGGCAAAUACCUCAGAUUUCCCCGCAGGUGCUACAAGUAAACGACUCAACUUUUUCCAAGCUAUCAACUCUGCACUCCGAACCGCCUUGGCGAAAUCCGACAAGGUACUUCUUUUCGGCGAAGAUGUUGCCUUCGGUGGUGUGUUUCGGUGCUCGAUGGAUCUUCAGACAGAGUUUGGUUCAGAUCGGGUGUUCAAUACGCCAUUAACAGAGCAAGGCAUUGCGGGCUUUGCAAUAGGAUGUGCGGUAGAAGGAAUGAAGCCGGUUGCAGAGAUCCAAUUUGCAGACUACGUCUUCCCUGCCUUCGAUCAAAUUGUCAAUGAGGCUGCGAAAUUCCGGUAUCGCGAGGGUGGGACAGGGAUCAAUGCAGGUGGGCUCGUGAUUCGUAUGCCUUGUGGUGCGGUUGGACAUGGUGCUCUAUACCACUCCCAAUCCCCCGAGUCACUUUUUGCACAUGUCCCCGGUGUCCGGGUAGUGAUGCCACGGUCUCCUGCCCAAGCCAAGGGUCUUCUUUUAUCGUCUAUCUUCGAGCACAAUGACCCUGUGAUCUUCAUGGAGCCUAAGAUCCUUUACCGUGCCGCAGUCGAACAUGUCCCCAACGAAUACUACACUAUUCCUCUCAGCAAGGCAGAAGUCAUCAAGCCCGGAAAGGACUUGACCGUCAUCUCAUAUGGACAGCCUCUCUACAUGUGCUCUUCAGCAAUUUCUGCCAUUGAAAAGGCAAUGCCUGGUGUCAACGUGGAGCUUGUCGAUUUGCGAACAAUCUAUCCAUGGGAUAGACAGACUGUCAUUGAUAGUGUGAAGAAAACCGGACGAGCGGUCGUGGUGCACGAGAGUAUGAUCAACUACGGUGUGGGCGCAGAAGUGGCAUCGACAAUACAGGAGAAUGCAUUCCUGCGACUAGAAGCACCUGUAAAACGAGUUGCCGGAUGGAGUACACACACUGGUCUGAGUUACGAGCAGUUUAUCUUGCCUGAUGUUGCAAGGAUUUUUGAUGGCAUCAAGCAAACAUUAGAGUACUGA
Messenger RNA from Penicillium soppii, 1164 nucleotides. RefSeq lists its product as uncharacterized. The record is from RefSeq and is a predicted model, not a curated record. The coding region runs from base 1 to 1164 and encodes 387 amino acids. Gene Ontology annotation, molecular function: catalytic activity. Gene Ontology annotation, biological process: response to nutrient; branched-chain amino acid catabolic process. Lineage: Eukaryota; Fungi; Ascomycota; Eurotiomycetes; Eurotiales; Aspergillaceae. The transcript has 4 exons.